AUUGUAAUAAAAAUAUUUGAAGGACCUUUAAUGGAGAGAAAAUUCAAAAACAUCUAAAAUACUUGAUGUGGUAUUUGUGACCCCUGUACAGCACCAGGAUCUGAACCACUGUGUGCUAAUGUGUUUACAGAGUUGUAAAAUGCUAGCUAAAUGUAGCUCUGGCUGCUAGCCUCCCCUGAAGGGUGUGCUAUAACUGUAGUCUGAUACCACGGGCCGUGGGUUGAGAACAUGUGGGACAGUAUUGUUACAAAAAAAACAUGUCUGAGUUAUGACCGCUGGCCCUGGGGUAUCACAGAGCUGAGCACCUGGUGUUCCGUGUGACCGUACACCUCCAGCAACACUGUGAAAAACUGUUGUUUUUUUUUUCUUCGAGUAUUUAAAACAUGUCGACGACCCCCGUCCCACAACCUCCCCCCUAAAAUUUAAAGUAAAUGUAGAGCAGCAGAAGCUCAUUCUCAACAAUCCUGAACUCCCCCUGUUGUUCAGAAACACUUAUUGCAUAAUUUUGAAAGUAUAAAUUAAAUGUUGUUUUCAGAUUCAAUGCCGUUAGCUGCCACCGCGGGUGGGGGGGGGGUUCUGUGUGUGGCUGUGUUACUAUGCAGUGAAGCAUGGCUGUCAGAGAGCCGCCCCUCACUCGAACCGCGCCCCUUAUUUAUUUCAAGUCAAACUGCCUCGCCUUCUAUUUUUUUUUUUUAACAAACCAACUUAUGUCAAACUCCUCUUCAGGGCAGUAACGGCACCCAGCAGCAGAUGUCAGGAGAGAGUCGUCCACGAGCCACAAACCUUGGGUUUCAGCCCGAAGACACAGCGGGAGGAGCAGGAGCAGCGGAGGGUGUGUCACAGCAGAGAGGAGUCUCGGCAGGAGUGUUUGUGAGGACACGCCGACGCACCUGGAGAGGAGCAGGACGAGGGAAGGAGCGAGAGAAUAUCCUCCGAGCGCCGUGGCCCUGCUCUGCCGACAUGUUCACCACGGAGCGCCGCAGAAUGAGCAGGCGCAUGAGCCUGCACGAAAUGAAGAGGAAAGAUCCCGUGCGCGUUUCCGCUGGAAGUUUCUGGCAGGACUCCGUGGCGCUGGAGCUGACCGCCAGCGGCGGCGCAGUUAAGCACAACGACUCUCCGCGGAGUCGCGGCAGAGAAGUAUCGGUGGCGUACGUGGUCAGCGAGGACGCGGCGGUGCCGCACUCGGAAGAGAACCUGUCCCUGACGUGUGUGAAGGAAGCCUGCGCCGACGCGCACGCCCUCUUCAGGACCAUCUCGUUCGAGAGGAUUUCUCUGGGAGCCACUGACAUUCUGGAUAGUUUCUACAACGCAGAUGUGGCGGUGGUGGAGAUGAGCGACACCUUCUGUCAGCCUUCACUCUUCUACCACCUGGGAGUGAGAGAGAGCUUCAGCAUGACCAACAACAUCAUCCUGUACUGCUACAAACAGGACACGGACCUGCAGGCCAUCAAGGAGCAGUGUGGGAGUUACACCUUCAUCCCGUACGUGGUGUCCCCUCAAGGUAAAGUUUUCGCCUGUGAUGCUGCGACGAUGAGUGGGAUCCAAGACCUGAUGCAGCCCAGUUUCCAGCUGGAGCCUCUGCUCACCCCCCUGGUGGAGAGACUGGUGUACCUGCUGAGCAACGUGCACAUCCGGUCCAGCGAGUACUUCAGGGAGUCCAUCAGACACGAGAUCCGUAUGGCGCGGGAACGUUUCGGCGGGAAGGAGCUGAGCGAGGAGCUGAGCCGCAUCCAGCAGCAAGGCCUGGACAGCGUGGAGCUGCUCAGCCCCGACAUCGUCAUGAACCUGCUGCUGUCCUACAGAGACAUCCAGGACUAUGAUUCCAUCAUCAAACUGGUGGAGACUCUGAACAACCUGCCCAUGUGUCUGGUGGCGCGACAUCAGAAUAUCCAGUUCCACUACAUAUUUGCCCUCAACAGGAGGAAUCACCCCGGAGAUCGGGCCAAAGCUCUGGACGCCAUUCUGCCCAUAGUGGAGGCAGGAAACAAGGUGGCAUCGGACUUCCUGUGUCUGUGUGGUCGGAUCUACAAAGACAUGUUCAUGAGCUCUGGGUUCACGGACCAGUCCAGCAGAGACCAGGCCUGCUACUGGUACGGAGCGGCCUUCGAGGCGGAGCCGACGCUUCACUCUGGGAUCAAUAACGUGGUUCUCCUCAUGGCAGCUGGACAUGAGUUUGAUACUUCGAUAGAGCUGCGGAAAAUAGGUGUGACUCUCAGCACGCUGCUCGGUAGGAAGGGCAGCCUGGAGAAGAUGAGAGACUACUGGGAUGUUGGGUUCUACCUCGGAGCAAACAUCUUGGUGAACGAACUCCGAAAGGUCAUCGAGGCGUCGGAGAAACUCUACAAACUUAAGGCUCCGAUCUGGUACGUGGGCUCCAUUAUGGAGACCUACGUUCUGUACCGUCAGUUUGCCAAACCGCCUGAGGUUCGAUCCCCCAAACAGAACACUGUGGACUUUUGGAUGGAGCUUUUGCUGCAGACGUGUAAACCCACCGUCUCCACGGACCGGUGUCCAGUUCUGGUCCUUGAACCCAGUAAAGUCCUUCAGCCCGCCAUCGUGUCUGUGAGUGAGGAGGAUGAAAGUCGCACGGUUCAGUUGAAACACGUCACAGCGUUAAAGAAAGGCCUCCACCAGUGGACGUUCCCGGCCUCGGCCAUCCGUGGAGUGAGCGGCUCAAAGAUCGACGAGCGGAGCUGCUUCCUCUACGUGCACUACAACUCUGACGACUUCCAGCUCUGCUUCCCCUCUGAGCUCCACUGUAGAGGGUUCUGUGAGCUGGUGUCCUCUCUGCUGCAGCAGGCCAAGGACUCGACGGACCUGGAACGUCAGACUGAAGGAAUCCUGGAGUACGUCUACGAGACUAACGAGAACGGUGACAAGGUGGUUCUGGGUCGGGGGACGUACGGUGUGGUCUACGCUGGGAGGGACUACUGCGUACUGUGUACUGUGUACUGCAGGUACUCGCAGCCUCUCCACGAGGAGAUAGCUUUACACAAACGACUCAAACACAGGAACAUCGUCCAGUACCUGGGCUCCGUCAGUCAGGACGGCUUCAUCAAGAUCUUCAUGGAGGAGGUGCCAGGAGGGAGCCUGUCGUCUCUCCUGCGGUCCAAGUGGGGUCCCCUGAAAGACAACGAGGCCACCAUCAUCUUCUACACCAAGCAGAUCCUGGAGGGGCUCAGGUAUCUCCAUGACAACCAGAUAGUCCACCGAGACAUCAAGGGGGACAACGUCCUGAUCAACACCUACAGUGGAGUCCUGAAGAUCUCUGACUUUGGAACCUCCAAACGGUUGGCAGGGAUCAACCCGUGCACCGAGACGUUCGCAGGAACGCUCCAGUACAUGGCUCCAGAAAUCAUAGACCAGGGUCCUCGGGGUUAUGGGAAGCCGGCGGACAUCUGGUCCCUGGGGUGCACCAUCAUAGAAAUGGCAACGGGCAAAACGCCCUUCCACGAGCUGGGAAGUCCUCAGGCGGCCAUGUUCAAGGUGGGAAUGUUCAAGAUCCACCCCAAGGUUCCGGAGUGCAUGUCAGACGAGGCCAAAGGCUUCAUCAUGAACUGUUUUGAUCCAAACCCGGACAACAGAGCCACGGCGACCGAGCUGCUGAAGGACGCCUUCCUCAGGUUGUCACCCAGAAAAAAAGCCAAACCUCAGCAGGAGUGUGAGCCCAGCGACGGCCUCCAGAGCGACUAUCAGCGCAGCCUGUCUGUUCCCAUCUCCAUCCUGGUGGAGGACACGGACUUGUACUCCACCGACCUUUCCUGCUCGCUCGACCUCAGAAGACAACAGUCGGCCCUCAGAGAACAGGAAGUCUCCGAGAGCCCUCCAUCCUAUCGUAGAUUUAUGAUAAUUAAUGUCAAUGUCAGUAGUAAAGUAGCAGACAGUAUUAGUCACUGUAGUGAUGAAAAAGUAAAAAAAAAGUUAAUUUUUCUCUUGAAAUGGAAAAGCCGAAAUGAUUACAUAAAAUCCAGAGAAGCAUUAAUUUAUUAUUCUUUUUUUAAAAUUAUUUAAAAGUCUACAAAAGGACCAGUUCUCACCGCCGACCAGAUCACUAAACUCAUUGUCUGCCUGCGGGACAACAUCCACUCCCCAGACCGGAAGCAGCUGACCCGGGGACUGCUGGAGCUCCGAACCACGCUCCUGGCUGCUGCAGUACCAGUGAACAGCCUGCAGGCGGUGCUGUUCAGCUUUCAAGAUGCGGUGAAGAAGGUGUUGAAGCAGCAGCAGGUCAAACCUCACUGGAUGUUUGCCCUGGACAACCUGCUGAGACAAGCAGUGCAGGACUCCAUCAGUGUCCUGCUCCCAGAGCUGAAGCUGCAGCUGCAGUCGUCUUUUGAGAAUGAAGACAGUACACCAGAGGAGCAGAUCGACGACCCAGCGACACCUGUAGUAUUAUUCUCUGACCAGCAGGGGGCCGUGGCCGAUCGGCAGGAAUCAGUGUCAGUGAUCGACGUCUCCCCCGUGGCUGCGGCUCACUCCCCCACGGACCUUGUCAUCAGUGUUAGCUUCCCCCUCAGUGAGAAACUCCGACAGCUGCGUUUGGAGACCAGAAGACUUCUGAGUCAGCUGAGCGACAAGGAGAAGGAGUACCAGGAGCUGCUCCGGGCUACGCUGCAGCAGAAGCAGGAGCACAUCGACGCCCUGAGGAACGGGGGCGUCGUCCAGAGCAGUGACGUCUGUAACUCACAGAGGUGGAGUUCUACCCCAGAGGUGGAGACCAUGGUGCACUGGCUCAAGUCUGUCCCUGUAGACCAAGACACGAUUGAUAAGCUGCUCUCACAUGCCUUCACCCUGGACUGUCUCUGCUCCAUGGCCUCCAAAGACGAUCUGAUGUACUGUGGUGUAAAAGGUGGGAUGCUGUGUCGACUGUAUGCAGCCAUCACAGCCCUGAGACAGAACCAGUCCAGCACCAGCAGGGACAGUGAGGACACUCAUCUUUAAUGUCGUUCAUCCAAACAUUCGGCUCAUUCCUAAUGUACCAGAGAAGUUACUGAUGAAGUCAAGUCUGUUGGAAAGAAGAUUUUUUUUAAACAUCUGUGAAUGUAUUUUUUUUUUUCAUCAUGAUCAUUUUUUAUAGUUUUUGUCCGUUGUUCUAACUGUAGCUGCAGGAUUCAGGAACCAAACACUUCAGUCUGUAAAUCUUCACUGCCUGUCUGUCCCGACCUCUGACGACCUCAAACACUGUUUAUUCUACAGCCUUAAAGUGUCACAGCUUCAGGAAAGACAGUUUUUUUUCUCCCAGUCCUGGGAAUGUAUUUAAAACACUCACUGGUCCCACUGGUCCGUGUGUUUGUGCUUCCUAACCUUUUUUAAGCACAUGUUUUAGAUUAGAAAAUUCCCACAGUGCACUGCCAAAACAACAACAUCACAAAUGUACGUAUGUAAUGAGUUAAAAUGAUCUUCUAGUCUCAUUUUACCAACAGCGUACUUACUAAAGUUGAACCGCUGUCAUGUUGAGUUGAACACAACAUUGAUAUACCUGCAGGAAUUGAAGAAAGACACACACAAAGAUUUUUAACGGAGCUGUCUUAUUUUUGUUUUAAUAGCCAUUUGUUGCCACCUAGUGGACAUAUUAAAUUGGUCUGCCAGUCAAUGUGGCUUUGACAAACAAAGUCAACUUUGUAAUAAAUAUUUUUCAGACCAAUUAAGUGAAAUUACAAACCUGGUAAUUUCUCACAUCACACUGGUUGUGAUUAGAGUAGUAGAUUAGAUAAAAUAUUAUUUAUAAAUAGAGGCUUUUUCUUGAAUUGCAUUCCAACUUCUUGUCUUACUCCGUUUCAAAGAUCUUCCAAAAUCUUCACUGAUAUGUUUUGUUUUUUGUAUUGCUUUUUCUCAGGGUUUAACUUGUUGGACUAGAUGUUUUUCUGUAAAAAUAUCAGGUGAAAUUAUGAAUUUAGACACAAAACAUUUCAUCAUUAUUUUUAAUGAUGCUCUUCUAUGCAAAACUUAGAUGGACCGAUUUUGUUACUUAUAUUAAAAUGUUUAGUUGCUUUGUUUAAUCUCUUUUGAAUCUUUUAUUUUUUUAUAUCCUCAAGUUUGUGUAAAUAAUAAAAGAGGAAAACUG
This is a messenger RNA of Cynoglossus semilaevis (tongue sole), 6064 nucleotides long. RefSeq names its product mitogen-activated protein kinase kinase kinase 5. Gene Ontology annotation, molecular function: MAP kinase kinase kinase activity; ATP binding. Gene Ontology annotation, biological process: cellular response to stress; protein phosphorylation; MAPK cascade. Lineage: Eukaryota; Metazoa; Chordata; Actinopteri; Pleuronectiformes; Cynoglossidae. The record is from RefSeq and is a predicted model, not a curated record. The transcript is spliced from 27 exons.